AUGGGAGGGUUUUUAUCCGAGCGGUCGGGCAAUGCUUCGUUGCCGAGCGGCCCCGCGGCCAUAUUUCCAGGUUCUUCUGCCUGGGCCUCGGCUUCCUGCUCAUGCGAACGCUUGGCCCGUCCUUUCGCUUUUGGCUUGACUGCCUUGGCUUUGCCUUUGGCAGUAGCCCGAGUAGACUUUCCUCCAGAGGCUUCGCUGGGCACACAUCCUGAUGUGGAUGAGACCACUGGUCGGGCACCACCUAUCGAGAUCGAUGCAGAGAGAGAGGUGUUGGUGGGGCGAUUGAUGGAGCUGGAGUGUGGCAAGGCGUCUGCACCGUCCACCAUGGUGCCGCAUGACCAGGCUGGGGCUUGGUGUCAUCGACGUGCGCCCUCUGACCAAUCCCGACCCAAGAUUCUUGGAGAAGUACACGAGGAUCACGAUGCAGAUGAAGGUUGA
Molecule: messenger RNA, 438 nt
Organism: Durusdinium trenchii
Lineage: Eukaryota; Dinophyceae; Suessiales; Symbiodiniaceae
Source: the annotation of a GenBank genome assembly